Messenger RNA from Micromonas commoda, 1731 nucleotides. RefSeq lists its product with no specific name. The record is from RefSeq and is a predicted model, not a curated record. The transcript has a single exon. NCBI's taxonomy places the organism in Eukaryota, Viridiplantae, Chlorophyta, Mamiellophyceae, Mamiellales, Mamiellaceae. Bases 1 to 1731 code for a protein of 576 amino acids.
AUGAGGUCGGCAGUCUACGCCAAAGACCUCGUCGACGACGAUUACGGCGACGACAGCUACGGCGAGAUGCAGCGCGCGACCCCGCCAGAACUCGCCGAUGCGCAUCGGCGGGUUCCCGAAGCGGCACCGCCCGACGCCAUGUUUCACUCCAAGCGAACGUCAACGCUCCGUGCAGUCACGAACGCGUGGUGGUCGCACAUGAAGUACAUUCUUCCGUUCUCCAUCGGCGUCAUCAUGGUAAUCUACUCGCUCAUGUACUACGCCCACGCCAAGUGCACCGCGUCGCUCACGCGCGAGGCUUUCGAGCUGGGCGGCCAGUCCGAGAUCACCCGCCGUUGGAUGCGAUGCUUCACUCCCAACUUCAGCGACGACGAGUUCCGGCCGCUAAACUCCUUCGGCGACUUCAGCGUGUACGUCAUACGCUACACGAAGAUGUGGAGCGUCUUCAGCGCCGAUAACAACUUCUUCGUGCACAUGUUCGCGUGGAAUCUGCUGGCGCGGAACCGCACCUGGAAGACCAGACUCUACUUUGUCUGGUUCGCCAUCUUCUAUGUCACCCCACUCAUCGACUACCAGGUCACCGGGUACAGGCACAUGACGUCUUGGUACGUCCAGAUCGGUUGUCAGGUGUUUGGGUGGAUUACGUGCCUGGCGGCGAAAGAGACGCGGGACAUGCCAACCAUGUCAUGGUGGUUCGUGUACCACGGCAUGGCCGGCAUCACCUACAUCUUUGCGCUGAGGAACCUGGCAAUUGGCGACGACGACAGCUACUCGCUAAAGCUAAAGCUACUAGUGCGGUUCGUGUUCGAUCCGCUGAUGUGGGAGGCGAUGAAGACCGCCCAAAGGCACGUGGCGAUGAUGAAUCCCAGCCCCGGCCCGGGUUUGAAUACCGCGGGCAUCAUGGCGCCCAUAGUCUCCCAGGCUGUCUACUCGCGGCUCCUCCUCUUUCUCCUCACCAACGACGGCAAGGUGUCCGUCAUUACCCUUCAGCUCAUCAUCUCCCUCAACGAGCUCAUGAUGAAGCUCACGCUCAAACACAGGGACGGAUUCUUCACGCGCACCGUCAUGGGCACCAUGGCGGGUGACGCGCUUCUAUCGUCUAGUAAGAUGGACGAGUUGCACGCGGUUUCGUGCCUCGCAGACGUCUUCUGCGAACUCGGAGCCAUCGCUUUCAUCACCCCGCUGAUGGUCGUAUUUAACCUGCCGUCCACCGGCGACUUACCCGACGGCAAGACGCGGACGUCCAACUACGACGAUAUGGCAUGGAUCUGCUUCCAGCUCGCGGCGAUGGAGAUCGGCAUGAGCUUCGUGAACACCUUUGCGCAAUAUCGGUUUCACUCAAUCGACAUCGGUCGCGUGUUUAAAAAAUCGGAGGCGGCGUACCGAAGGGAGGUGAAGCUCUCGAGGCCCAACGGCAGGGGCGGGCGCACCUAUCUGUCGUACAAGUUCCUCGUUUACACCGUCAUGGCGGUGUUCUUUGCCACGUGCGCGCUGAAUACAGUGAUGGGGACCAUGUGGACGCUGCGAAUGUGUCCGAGGGUGCGAAAGGACGGCCACGUGUACUUCCGGGCGUGCCUGCCAACCGAGGAGAAGCACCUCCCAGGUGGGAGCAGCGUUAAAGGACCUGGCAUCCUCGCCUAUAACUUCGACUGGCCGCCGUGGAAGUCACCGUACGCGGUCGACACCAGCAACCAGACGUACACCUACGAGCAAUUUCGCUCAGAACUCUGA